This is a messenger RNA of Puccinia triticina, 906 nucleotides long. RefSeq lists its product as uncharacterized. The record is from RefSeq and is a predicted model, not a curated record. The transcript has 6 exons. Bases 1 to 906 code for a protein of 301 amino acids. Gene Ontology annotation, cellular component: membrane. Gene Ontology annotation, molecular function: copper ion transmembrane transporter activity. Gene Ontology annotation, biological process: copper ion transmembrane transport. Lineage: Eukaryota; Fungi; Basidiomycota; Pucciniomycetes; Pucciniales; Pucciniaceae.
AUGGACUUGGGCACGGUUGAAUGGAGCAGCCCACUGCCGAGAGCCAUGCCCAGCCCAACCGACUCCACUCGACGAGCAGCACCACCCAUUGCCAGCAGGUUGAGACCUUCGAUUGCCGAGUCGAUCAUCAGACCCCAGAACCUCUCACCUAACAUCUUCACCAGCACACCCACCAAACCCACCCCCGCCGACCAGGACCAGAAACAUCCGCCGUCCCCUCCACCCUCUUCACAGGUGCCCUUCUCAUUCCCCCAUCUCGCCGGCCUCGGUCUAGCAAUGGCUUCCAGCGCUCUCAACUCAGACGAUCAUCAACACCACCACCAUCACAGCAUGGGCCACUCCGCUCCUACCCUCGAACCUGAAGGUAUGAAUAUGAACCAUUGUUCGAUGAAUAUGGUCUUCAACUCGCAACCAAUCGGUACCUGCAUUGUGUUUCGACAGUUUUACGUCUCAGGCACGAUGGCAUUACUAUUUUACUUAACGAUGUUAUUUUUAAUAGCUGUGGGGUACGAAUAUCUCAGAUUAGCAAGCAACCGAUUCGAGCGGAUGAUCCAAGUGAAACUGAGCGGUGGGGUCUCCAAACGAGCCCUUUCACCCCCGCGAAGAGUCUCUUCCAACGAAAACUUGAUCGACAAUCCGGCGGCUAUCCAAGACACAGCCAACGUCGGUCUCAUCAGCCCUAAACUGGCUAGUUGGGGUCAGAUCGCUGUCCCUCGCUCACUUCAGUUGACCCGUAGUUUAUUCUACGUCUCCAAUGUCACUCUAUCUUUCUUCUUGAUGCUGGUUGUUAUGACUUACAACGCCCAAAUCAUAUUGGCCGUGUUAGCAGGAGCAUUUGUUGGACAUUUUGUUUUUCAUCGAGAGAUUUCAUUUGGCCAACCCGACAAAGGAAUGGCAUGCCACUAA